CGUAAACCGAAACAGACGUUAUAAUUUGGGACGGAAGUAGUAGUACUACAAAAAAUGGCAAAAUUCAUUUACUAGUAUGCCAAACAACAAAUGGCCGAGGCUAAAACUAAUAGGCAACAAGUGCAGACCAGAUAACCCCAGUUUCUGAAACGAUUGUCGUGUUUCAUUCAAAAUUCACAAACUCCAAUUCCACCCAUCGGAGCUCAGCAGGCCCUCCGCCAUGUUUCUAGUCAAGGCAUGGAGGACUACAGCCUUUUCCGCCUACGGGUACCUAAAUUUCACCAAAUCCGGUUUUUUGGAACAUUCUAAGAAGUUCAACCCUGAAGAUAUGGAAGCAAGAAUGGAAGCUAAAAACUGUGUGGUUACUGGUGCAAAUUCUGGCAUUGGUUUUGCAAUUACCCAGGGCCUCGCUUCACGAGGAGCAAAUGUGUAUAUGGUUUGCCGGAAUAAAGAGAGGGGGGAAGCAGCUCUUUCCCAAAUCCGGUCAACCACUGGGAACACAAAUGUUUUCUUGGAAGUGUGUGACAUUUCAUCUGUUAGUGAUAUUAAAGCAUUCGCCUCCAGAUUCUCUUCAACUAAGUUGUCCAUUCAUGUCCUGGUAAACAACGCUGGACUUCUUGAGAAUAGUAGAGUUACUAUACCAGACGGAUAUGAGAUGAAUUUUGCUGUGAAUGUCCUGGGAACUUAUACCCUUACAGAGCUGUUGUUGCCUCUCCUUGAGAAGGCUGCACCAGAUGCACGUGUGAUUACAGUUUCAUCAGGUGGAAUGUACACUGCUCCCUUAACCAAUGAUUUACAGUAUAGCGGUGAUAAGUUUGACGGAGUUGAACAAUAUGCUCGUAACAAACGAGUUCAGGUCGCAUUGACCGAGAAGUGGUCUGAAAUGUAUAAAGAUAAGGGCAUCGGGUUUUAUUCGAUGCAUCCCGGAUGGGCAGCCACUCCUGGGGUUUCACACAGCCUCCCAUCCUUCUCAAAAGCAUUUGAAGGGAAGCUGAGAACAAGCGAGGAAGGGGCGGAUACUGCCGUAUGGUUGGCCCUGCAGCCAAAACAAAAGUUGGUUCCGGGAGCAUUCUAUUUCGACAGAGCUGAAGCACCUAAACAUCUGUUGUUCUCAGGGACCAAGACGGAGUCCCCUUCUGUUAUAGACUCCAUCGUCGAAAAUCUGAAAUCCUUUGCUGGUCUUCUUCAUUGAUGUACGUCUUCUUCGACAACCCAAUGAAUUCCUAACUGCUUUUGCUUCAAUACGUACAAGUAUAUACCAAUAAAGGAAAUACUCCCUAAAAUUUAAAAACUAUAAUGUGAAGUAGUAAUCAAUAAUGAAGUAAUUUAAAAGCUCCCAAAUUUGUGGAGCUAACCAAAAUCAGUAUAAUCUUAGGAAAUAAGGGAAACAAAGGUAGAAUGGAGUU
This is a messenger RNA of Cuscuta campestris, 1406 nucleotides long. NCBI's taxonomy places the organism in Eukaryota, Viridiplantae, Streptophyta, Magnoliopsida, Solanales, Convolvulaceae. The record is from the annotation of a GenBank genome assembly.